GGUCCCUUCUGCUGCAGUCUCCGCCUUGAAGUGCCUGAGGCCGGGCCGGGCGCAGACGUUGUCUGUCUACCCCGCCCCCUCCGAGCCGGAGAGGCGCCGCCGCCGCCGCAGAGGGGCCGGAGCAGCAGCAGCAGCGAGGAGGAGACACCCACGGCUUAACUCAAAGGCAGAAAACAUAGAAGCACAUACUGCAUCCAUGUUUGGGAAAAGAUAGUUACUACGGACAAAGGGGAUAAACAUCGACGACAUAAGAAAGAUGAGUAUGUUAAAACCAAGUGGGCUUAAGGCUCCUACCAAGAUCAGCAAGCCUGGAAGUACAGCAUUGAAAACAGCUGCAUCUGUUGCUGCUGCUCCAGCAGAAAAAGCAGUGUCCAGUGAAAAGCCGUCAAGCACCCCCACCUUGGAGGCACAUGAUGACUUUGUGGAUGACUUCAGAGUUGGGGAGCGUGUUUGGGUCAAUGGAAACAAACCUGGCUUUAUUCAGUUUCUUGGAGAAACACAGUUUGCUCCAGGACAGUGGGCAGGGAUUGUUCUAGAUGAACCCAUUGGCAAGAAUGAUGGAUCUGUAGCUGGAGUUCGCUAUUUCCAGUGUGAACCUUCACGGGGAAUAUUUACAAGGCCAUCAAAGCUGACAAGAAAAGUGCUGGCAGAAGAUGAAGCCAAUGGUACACAGACAGCUAAUGCUUCUAGAGCGACUUCACCAACCUCUACAUCAGCUGUUAGUAUUGUGUCUUCUCCCCCUGCAGCAGCUCCUCCUACAGGAAUUCCUCAGAAGACUUCACCACCAGCAGGCAAGGAACACUCUACUCCUACUCAAAUUAGCAAUCUUUCAAAAACUGCAAGUGAAUCUAUAUCAAACCUCUCUGAAGCUGGGUCUGUAAAGAAAGGAGAAAGAGAACUCAAAAUUGGAGAUCGAGUUUUGGUUGGUGGCACCAAAGCUGGAGUAGUACGUUUUCUGGGGGAAACUGACUUUGCUAAAGGAGAGUGGUGUGGAGUAGAAUUAGAUGAGCCUCUGGGAAAGAAUGACGGAGCAGUGGCUGGAACAAGGUAUUUUCAGUGUCAGCCAAAAUAUGGCUUGUUUGCACCAGUCCACAAAGUUACCAAGAUUGGAUUUCCAUCAACCACACCAGCUAAAGCCAAGGCAACUGUGAGAAAAGUGGUUGCAACGCCGUCAGCUCUGAAACGCAGUCCAAGUGCAUCUUCCCUGAGUUCUCUCAGUUCUGUGGCAUCAUCAGUAAGCAGCAAGCCAAGCCGUACAGGACUAUUAACAGAAACAUCUUCCCGAUAUGCAAGAAAAAUUUCUGGCACCACCGCCCUCCAGGAGGCUCUGAAGGAGAAGCAGCAGCAUAUUGAACAGCUUCUGGCAGAGAGGGACCUGGAGAGGGCUGAGGUCGCUAAAGCAACAAGUCAUGUAGGGGAAAUAGAGCAGGAGCUGGCAUUGGCUCGCGAUGGACAUGAUCAGCAUGUACUGGAAAUGGAAGCAAAAAUGGACCAGUUGCGGGCCAUGGUCGAAGCUGCUGAUAGGGAGAAAGUGGAGCUUCUCAACCAGCUUGAGGAAGAGAAAAGGAAGGUGGAGGAUCUUCAGUUCCGCGUAGAGGAAGAGUCCAUUACCAAAGGAGACCUGGAGGUGGCUACAGUAUCAGAAAAAUCUCGCAUCAUGGAACUAGAAAGAGAUCUAGCACUGCGGGUGAAGGAAGUAGCUGAACUCCGAAGGAGAUUAGAGUCUAGUAAGCCAGUCAGUGAUGUGGACAGUUCUCUCUCACUGCUACAAGAAAUAAGUUCUUUGCAAGAAAAAGUGGCAGAAAUUAGCAAAGAACAUCAAAAUGAAAUAAAUUCAGUAAAAGAGAAGUUUGGAAUCAGUGAAGAAUCUUAUCAGAAGGAGAUCAAAGCACUUUCAGCCUCACAUGAAAGAAUUGCAAAAGAAAAUGAGUUGUUGAAAACUAAGCUUGAUCGUGCCAACAAGGAGAAUUCAGAUGUGAUAGAGCUGUGGAAAUCAAAGCUGGAAUCUGCUAUUGCUUCACAUCAGCAAGCAAUGGAAGAACUAAAGAUUUCAUUCAGCAAAGGUGUUGGGGCUCAGACUGCUGAAUUCGCAGACCUAAAGACCAAGGUUGAGAAAAUGAGAUUAGAGCAUCAAAAUGAAACAUCAAAUUUAAAACUAAAACAAGAAAACGAAAGAUCUCAGCAUAUGAAAGAGAUUGAAGGUCUGAAAGCGAAGCUGUUGGAAAUCACUGAGGAGAGAGAGCGAAGCCUGGAAAACCUGAAGACCAAACUAGAAAAUGCAGAAGAUCAACAUCUAGUAGAAAUGGAAGACGCUUUAAACAAAUUACAGGAAGCAGAAAUAAAGGUAAAGGAGCUAGAGGUACUGCAAGCCAAGUGCAGUGAACAAACCAAGGUUAUUGAUAGUUUAACAACACAGAUCAAAGUUACUGAAGAAAAGAUUUUGGACCUUGAUGUGCUGCAGAAAGCCAAUUCUGAAGGUAAAUUGGAAAUCCAGAAACUUAGCAAGCAGCUUGAGGCAGCUGAGAAACUGAUACAAAACCUAGAGACUGAAAAGAUUGAUGGGAGUAGCAAGGCUAGUAAUCUGGCCAAAGAACUUCAGGGCAAAGAGCAAAGGCUUCUUGACCUGGACAAAGACUUGGGUGCAGUAAAUCAAGUUAAAGAUUCUUUGGAAAAGGAGCUUCAACUUUUGAAAGGAAAGUUUACUAGUGCCGCUGAAGAGGCGGAAAGUGUUCAAGAAUCUAUGCAAGAAACUAUUAAAAAACUAAACCAAAAAGAAGAGCAAUUUGCACUCAUGUCUUCGGAACUGGAUCAGUUAAAAUCUAAUUUGACAGUUAUGGAGAAGAAGUUGAAAGAGAGGGAAGAAAAAGAACAGCAGUUGACUGAAGCUAAAGCCAAACUCGAGAAUGAUAUAGCAGAAAUAAUGAAGUCCUCGGGAGAUAGUUCUUCUCAGCUUACAAAGAUGAAUGAUGAGCUGCGGUCAAAAGAAAGGAAGCUAGAAGAACUACAAAUUCAGCUUACAAAAUCAAAUGAAAAGGCAGCUCAGCUGCAGGAAAAUGUGGAACAGACAACACGUAACGCUGAACAGAACCAGCAGGAAACACUUAAGAAUCAUCAGGCUGAACUGAAGAAAAUGCAAGAUAAAUUAGUAGACCUGGAAAGGCAAAUUGAGAAAAGCCAAAAUCAGUGUAAGGAUCUGCAGAUGACGCAUGAAAAAACCAAUUCUGAGAUGAUCGCUGAGCACAAUGCAGCCAUCAAAGAGCUUAAACAGAAUCUGUUGAACACAGAAGAGAUGCUGAAAAGUGCAAAAAAGAAAAACAGCGACUUGGAAAAACAGGCUGAGGAGCUGAAAAAACAAGCAGAACUUGCCAAAUCUUUAACUUCUGUGUUAGCAUCAGCCAAAAAAGAGAUUGAACUAAUGUCAGACGAGAUGAGGGGUUUGAUAUCCGAGAAGGAGAUUCUGGCACAGGAGGGAAAUGCUUUAAAGUUAGAGAAAGGUUCACUAUUAUCAAAACUACUAGAGUUGGAAUCCAAGCUUAUGUUGUUGCAACAAGAUCAGGAAAAGCUUUGGACAAUAAAUGAAGAACUUGAUUCAGAAAAUAAAAAGAUCUUAAAGGAAAAGCAAGAAGCUGAAACUAAAAGUCAACAGGAUAGCACAGAAAAGGCAGCAUUGAUUUCUGAGAAACAAAAGUUAUUUAUUGAAAUAGGGACAACAGAGAAAGAUCUUCUAAAAAUAAGUAGAGAAAAUGAUGCUCUACGCUCUUCAGAAUCAGCACUGCUCCAACAGCUGGAAGAACUUCAGACCAGCAAAGAUGCUUUGGUUCUGGAAUCUCGGAAGCACAUUAAGGAAAGAGAAGAACUGGAGGAUAAUCAGAAAAAGCUUUCUGAGGAGAAUGCUACUCUUCUUAAAGACAAGGAUGAUGUCAUCCAGAAGCUGAAAAGCUCUUAUGAAGACCUGGCCAGAGAUCAAAAGGAUCUCCUGCAAGAAAUAUCUGCUCUGGCUGCAGAGAGAAAUUUAGUCUUGGAUAAAAAUUUGGCUCUUGAAAGCACAUAUGUGGACUUAAAAAAUGAAAGGGAUGAUCUGUUGCAAAAAAGUCAAGACCUGCAAUCCGAAAAGGAAGCACUUCUUAAAAGUCAGGAAGAGUUGCAUGUGAGCUUAGAAACUGCUCUAAAUGAGGAAAAGACCCUAAAUAUGAAAACUGAAGGACUGCAAACAGAGCUAGAUGCUGUGAUUAAAGAACUUAAAAAAGCUACCAAAGACAAUGUAGAGUUGCAGGCCUCCUAUGCUAGUCUAUCUAAACUGCUUGAAGAGAUUAAAGCCAGUAGGGAGUCAACAGACUCCGAAUGUAUCCAAUUACUACAAGAGAAGGAAGCUCUCUCUUCAUCUGAGCGGAGACUUUUGUCCGAGAGGGAGGAGCUUUUAAAUGAAAAUAAGGCAAUUGCGGAAAAGCUUGCCAAGACCUUAGAAGAUGCCGCCCUUGCUGAGAAAGCUCUAAAUGAGAAAAUAAGUCAACUGAGUAGAGAGAAAGAAUUGGCUUCUCAGAAGUCAGCGAAACUUAAAAAGCAGAAUGAUGCCCUUCUCAAAGAAAAGGACAUGUUAGAAACCAAAUGUGCAGAGCUGCUCACUGAAAAACAGUCUUCUGCAAAUGCACUGUGUGACUUGAAAAGAAAACAUGAGCUGGACAUCUCAGCCAAGAAAGCACUCGGUCAAGAGAAGGCAAAGCUCCAGAGUGCCAUUGAAAGCCUCAAGAGAGAACUGGACAAGAAAACCCAAGAAAAUCAAGAUCUAGUAGCCUAUAACUGUGAACUUUCAAAGUGUCUGAAAGAGGCUCAGAGUGCCAAAACACUGCUAGGAAAUGAACUUUCUGCUGUUUCGCAAGCCAAGCAAGUUCUGAUGGCUUCCUUCAAAACCUGUUCUUCCAGUAAGGAAAUGCUAGUCAAAGAGAGGACUGAAUUGCAAGAAGAAUGUCAAAAAUUAAAUGAAGAGGUCAAAAUUAUGCAGGAGAAUUUAACAAUAGAAAGGGAAGCUAGAAAGCUGGAAAAGGAUUCAUUCUUAUUGGGACAUGCAGAACUUCAGAACACCAUCAGCUUCUUAGAGAGGGAGAAGGAGCAGCUAACAGUUAAAAAUAAAGAAUUGCUGUCUGAGAAACAACUGCUGGUUCAGGAGAAACAAAAAUCUGAAUCCAAACUAGAGGAAAUCAUUAAAGAAAAGGAGGUUCUCAGCACAGAGACUGAUCAACUUGCCUCCAAUAUUGAAAAACUAAAGAGUGAUUUUGCUUCAUUGACUAAAUCGAAGGCGGAGCUCCAGAACUUGCACGCCUGUCUCUCCAAUAUCCUAGAAGAUCUUCGGCAUAGCCAUGAGGUGACUGAAUUGGAGCGAAUGAAGCUGCUCCAGGAAAAUGAGAGCCUGCUCGCGGAACAGAAGAAUCUGAUCAUGAUAAAGGAAGAAAUACUGAAAGAGAAGGAGAAGUUUUCUGAGGACUAUUACAAACUGCAUGAGGAAGUAAUGCUUUUAGCACAAACUAAUGGUGACCUUUCAGCCAACCUAUUGGUGUUGCAGAACAAAAAUCAGAUGCUACUGGUGGAGAAGGACAAACUUGCUUUGAAACUAAAAGAAAUUGAGGCUCUUCAGUCACAUACAGUAACGCAAAAAUCUGAGGCUGCUAAAAUGGCAGAAGAUGCUUUGCAGGUUGUGGAGCAGGUGACCAAAGAGAAGGAUGCCCUUCAUCAAGAAAAGAUCGAUACACUGGCCUCCUUGGAGGACUCCAGACAGACAAAUCAGAAACUGCAAAAUGAACUGGACAAACUUAAACAAAACAGCCUGAAAAACGAAGAGGAACUUAACCAGUCAAAAGAGCUUCUAAAUCUGGAGAACAAGAAAAUGGAAGAAUUUAGAAAAGAAGUAGAAGCGCUGAGACUGGCGGCUGCUCAGAAGUCCCAGCAGCUCACAGCCCUGCAAGAAGAGAACAUUAAACUUGCCGAGGAGCUGGGCAGGAGCAGGGACGAAGUCACAACUCAUCAGAAGCUGGAAGAGGAGAGAUCUGUACUUAAUAACCAGUUGUUAGAGAUGAAAAAGAGAGAAUCCGUAUUAAAAAAAGAAAUAGAUGAAGAGAGAGCUUCUUUACAGAAAUCCAUCAGUGUUACUAGUGCCUUGAUCACAGAGAAAGAUGAAGAACUGGAAAAACUCAGAAAUGAGAUCACAGUGCUCCGUGGAGAAAAUGCUUCUGCAAAAACCUUGCAGUCAGUAGUUCAGUCACUGGAGUCCGAUAAGUUGAAACUUGAGCAAAAGGUGAAGAACCUGGAGCAGAAACUCAAAGAGAACAAGAGACAGCCUUCUUCAAUCACUAGCUCCUCAGGUGACACUGCUACUAAUCCACUCCAAGAAGAAAAAGCAAAGGAGAGCCAGCAUAUGAUUGACUUCCUGAAUUCAGUAAUAGUGGAUCUUCAAAGGAAAAAUGAAGAAUUAAAGUUGAAGGUGGAAAUGAUGUCUGAAGCAGCUCUCAAUGGCAAUGAGGAGAUAAACAAUUAUGACAGCGAGGAUGAAAAUCAGUCAAAGAAAAAACCUCGCCUCUUCUGUGAUAUUUGCGACUGCUUUGAUCUCCAUGAAACUGAAGACUGUCCAACUCAGGCACAGGCAUCAGAUGACCCUCCCCAUUCGACUUAUCAUGGCAGCAGAAAAGAAGAGCGCCCCUAUUGUGAUAUCUGUGAGGUGUUUGGGCACUGGACAACCAAUUGCAAUGACGACGAGACCUACUAAUGCAAUACAAGGCCAGGAAAACAAACUUUAUUUGUAUGCACUAAUUGGACAGUUUACCCCACCAGCAUUUGUGUGUACAGACAUCAGGAAAAGGGACAGUGAUUCUUGACACACGCAUCCUCGGUUUCAAACCUAUAGAUAUUUUGAACUUCCAUUCAUAAAGAUCUUAUUCUCCCCCUUAAUAAACUAAAGUGAAGUAUAAAUAAAUUAUUUAAUAAUUACUUUUUGUCAUUUAUUCCCAACUUCUGGGUAUGAACAAUUUCUAACAAGAAAUGUCCCCUAUGCCAUUAAAUUUAUCUAUAGGAAAAAUUUAUAGGAACAAAGUAUUAUAGUUAUGUUAUAGCUUAUUUAAAUACCUUAAAAUUAUGCUGUUAAUUUUCAUAUUUGCACUAAGACAUUUUAAGGCUGCAUUUGUAUAUUUAGAUUUUUUUUAAGCUUUUGACACUGGAAUGAGUUGAGAAAUAUUUCAUCAUUUUCAUCUACUUGUUAACUGUUUUACUGUGCUCUUGAUCAAAAAACAUGAGCUCUGUGCACUACAUAUAUACGUAGUGCCUUUCUUUCCAUUGGACUACAGUAUGAAAUUUAUAAAAUCAUGAAGCAGGUAAGAAAACAUAAGCUACUAUGGGGAAUUUUUAAAAACCUGUAUGCUGUGCACACUUACUGCCAUUUAUGUGACAUCCAUUUUUUUGCAUUAUUUCAGCUCCUAUAGAGUGUGUGUAUAUAUACAUAUAUAUAUAUUAAAAAUUAUAUUUUGGAAAAAACAUGUCUUCUCAUUCACGUUUUUAAAUUAUAUUACAAGUCAUCACAGGACCUGUUUAUGGGAUAAACAGUACAACAUGACUACUUCAUUUGUUGACUUAAAAAUAUAAAACCACCUCAGUAUUGGGAGAUUUUUAUUAAUGUGUUUCCUGUGAAAAAAAUCUUUCAGCACACUUGUAUCCUCUAGCAGGUUUUCAGUAAAGUCUAUAGGAAACUACGCAUUUAUGCUAACUAUUUCAUGAUACAGUUUCCCUGGUUUUUAUUUUAUUUUCAGAUGAAUGUAACAUGGAAAAUUCAACAUUAAUAACUGUGGAUUUUCUUAUAAGCAAAAACAUAACAAGGAAUGAAGAAAUCUAAACCAUCAGAACACAAUGUGGUCUAGCUUAUGUCACUUGUUCUAAUGUUGAGAUGUACCUUAUUACAUGGACAGUUAAAUUAGUUUUAGAGGGGCUGCUCAUAUAGUAAGAAAACACUCAACAUGAGCCAGGGUGGACCCAUCGGCCCCUAAAUAAUUUAUUCAGAUGGUUUAAAUCUAUCUUCUUUUGAAUGUCUUCUAGCAUAUGUAAAAAGGACUGAAACUAUACUGCAUCUUCCCUGCUACCUGUACAAUAUACAGUAUAGGGUUUACUCUUUUAUAUAACUGUAUAUAAGCCUUUGAUGUAUUUUUCUCAAGAUUAUCAACCAAGUAUCUGGCACAUGAUAUAAAGUAAAUCUGUAAUCAUUUUAAAUUUGGGGUAACGAAUGUAUUAUAGUAAUAGGAACAAAAGCAGGGAAAUCAGUAUUAAUUUGAAGAAUUGAGUGUACUGUAUCUCCUUUAAUAAAUGGUUAUUCUCGUCA
Molecule: messenger RNA, 8350 nt
Organism: Mauremys mutica (yellowpond turtle)
Lineage: Eukaryota; Metazoa; Chordata; Testudines; Geoemydidae
Gene: CLIP1
Product: CAP-Gly domain containing linker protein 1
Exons: 26
Coding region: 257-6754 (2165 amino acids)
Biological process (GO): cytoplasmic microtubule organization; positive regulation of microtubule polymerization
Cellular component (GO): microtubule plus-end; cytoplasm; nucleus
Molecular function (GO): microtubule plus-end binding
Source: RefSeq, a predicted model, not a curated record